Phytomonas sp. Hart1 is the source of this 657-nucleotide messenger RNA. The record is from the annotation of a GenBank genome assembly. Lineage: Eukaryota; Euglenozoa; Kinetoplastea; Trypanosomatida; Trypanosomatidae.
CGUUCUUUACUUAUAGUCAAAAUAUAUAUAUAUAUAUAUAGAUACUCUGACAUUUAAAUGUUUGUUAACGAGAGUCUGUCAUCUUUUCUCACGGCUGAAAUAAUUGUAUAUUUCAGCGAGAGAGCUAGAAAUCUAAAGUUUGAUGAAUCCAAUGCAAGACAUUUACCAACAUUGAUGAACUUUAGUAUAACAGCAUCCCUUGAGAAUCAGGGCGUACUCGUUGGUUUAAGGUUAACCGAACGACUUUUAUAUCAUGAACCUUUGUUCGGAGGAUUGCCACUUAAUAUUGCGCGGUUUGUUGGCCUUAGUUUUUGGAAAGCAGUUUUUGGGAAAAAAAUCGACUCAGUAAAAAUGGUUGACAAUGUUUUUUAUCUUUCAGAUAAUAACUUCAAGUGGCUUCUAGGGUAUCCAAGAUUAUCAAGAACAGAUCGUAUAUAUACAGCAACUAUUGCAGAUUCUGAGGAGGGUGAGGAAUUAGGCUAUUCUCUCCAAAAAGGGGAUGAUGACAUGAGGCAUCGCUGUGUUUUAAUGUACACUGUAGGUUUGAUUAAGGGUUGUGUUCAUACUCUUUCCGAGGGGGCUGAGGUGCGUGUAUCGGGUACUCACUCUAAGGAAGGUGAGUCACAAUUCUUGUUAGAAUUCAAAUAAUUAUAUAUA